GGCUGUUACGUUUGUAGAACUCGUGGACACUUUUCAAUUACAAGUUUUGUGGGCCCACGUAUGGUUUUUAUGGCUGAAUACUCAUUUGGAGAUAAAGAGUAUGACUCUAUGAAGAGAAUUGUGUAAUUUUCAGUAACAAAUAUUUAUGAAUGGUUAAAAGUUUUUUUGAAGUUGCUGACGAAGAUUGUCUCAAUGAAUGUCACGAGUGUCUGAGUCGUAUCCAAUCGUAUCGGGUGUCGCAGUUGUUCAAAGCUACUCGAAGACAAACUUCUGUGAAGUGUGCUGAAGUGUGUGGUUGUUGCUUAUAUACUAUACAAACGAUAAUUUGUCAUGUAAAAUAUAUUAUUUCACCGAACUAUGUUUCUUAAUUGCUACAUUAAUAAGCAUUAGUUAUCAACCGUAUGCUAUUACAUCAUUAGAAAUAUCACGGCGGAUAUACAAUACCGUCAUGGUUUUUGAAUCAGUAGUGGCUGAUAUUUUGAACAUUUAUAUCGGUGACUAUGUAGAAAAUUUGGACAGGUCACAACUGAAAAUUGGAAUAUGGGGAGGUGACGUUGUUUUGCAAGAUCUUGUUCUCAAGACAAGUGUUUUGGAUGGGCUUGAUUUACCUGUGAAGUGUACAUUUGGGCACUUAGGGCGGCUAGUUUUAAAAAUUCCAUGGAAGAAUUUGUAUAGUGCUCCUGUUAUAGCAACAGUUGAGCGUCUUUUCCUUUUGGCAGUACCAGAACCAGAAUGUCAUGACCAGACCGGCCAGAAAGCUAAACAAGCAUUAUUGCAAAGAUUAGAAGUUGCUCGCUGUCUGAAGAAAGAAGCAGAUAAGGCAGAUUCUUCAGAUACUUUUGUAGAGAAGUUAGCUACACAAAUAAUAAAGAAUAUUCAAAUUAAGAUACAAGAUAUACAUAUUCGGUAUGAAGAUUCAGUUACUAAUCCAAAAUGCCCAUUUUCUUUGGGUAUUACACUUCAUAACCUUUCUGUUCAAUCUACUGACAAAAACUGGCGUGAAGGUAUAGUCCAGGAUGCAUCCACUAUGAUUUUCAAGGUGUUAAAUCUGAAAGGGCUUGCUGUGUAUUGGAACUGUCAAAGUUCUAUGUUUAUGCAAAGUGAGAGUAAAAUGGAAAUGUUGAAUUUAUUUCAGAAAGGAAUAUUUUGUGAUGAUAAACAUCCAGAGAAAUUUGCAUACAUUUUGGGACCUAUCACUUCCGCAGCUCGACUACAAUUGAAUCCUAAACCUGAGAAAGGUGAUAAGCCAUUUGAAUUUCCAAAAAUUCUUUUGACUGUACUAAUGGAUACAUUGGCAGUAGGAAUAAGCCAAGAGCAGUAUCACAGUCUUGUUGAGCUUCUUAAUUUUUUUGAUUUCUCCAAUAAAAUAUCAGAAUACCAAAAGUGGAAGUUCGCUAAAAAUUGUAUUUUAAGUCGACGAUGGAGAGGUGUGAACUGGGAACAACUUAGGAGACAUUGUAUUACAUGUCGAGAUUAUGCAUCGUUAUAUAUGCAGAAACUUCAAGCAGGAGGAACCAUUCCAGUUGAUGUGGAAAAUGAAGUUUGCAGAUGUGAAUCUGAACUGGACGUAUUUAACAUAAUACGAAUUCGACGUCAAGUAGAGGCAGAGGUGGAGUGGUUGAAACAAAAAACUCCUAAGGAACCUCAAGCUAGUGGUUUGUCAUCAUGGAUCGGUAGCUGGUGGAGGGGAGCAGACACUAGUGAAAGUAAUGAACUGACAGAUAAGUUCAAACAUGAGUUGACUGCUGAAGAGAAGUUAAAACUCUAUCAAGCCAUUGAUUAUGAGGAAAAUGCAGAUCCUGCUCAUUAUCCAGAAGAGUUUGUGGAACGACAAGUUGUUUUCCACUUAGGAAAGCUAAUUUUAAAUAUACAAGAUAAUAAAUGUAGAGUUUUGUUGGCAAAAUUAAGUGGAGUGUUUUCUUCAUUGGAACAGCGACCUUCUGCUGGUGCUUUUAGAAUGUCACUGAAAAUGUCUGAACUUGGUGCUUGGGGCAUUGGAGAUGAUGACACAUCUCCUCAUUUGGUAAAGUCUUUGACUUAUUUGGAAGAUGGAUCAGAAUCUGUCCUGAUGAGACUUCUACUCGAAACAAAUCCUUUGGAUAAGUCAUGUGGGCGUAGGCUUCAUAUUCAUGCGUCUCCAGUACAACUUGUGUAUGAUGCUCACACAUUUAUGCGACUAGCUGCAAUAUUUGAAGGACCACAAUCGGAUGUGCUUGUACAGUUGCAGGCAGCCGCUGGAGCCCAAUUGUCUGAGAUGUCUGCUCUUGGCCUUCAGUAUGCCAUUGAGCAUCAUGUGAUGACAGAAGUGGAGAUAGAUCUAAAAUCUUCAUAUGUUUUGAUUCCAUUUGAAGGUUGUUAUGCUGGGCCUGGUGAUCUGAGAGAUGUACUAGUUGUAAAUCUGGGUCAACUAAGUGUGCUGACUCUCCCUCGUGAUGUGGCUUCAAAUCCUAGGCUACUUCACCAGCGAGGUCUUUCAGCAGAGUCUAUUGUUGCAACAAUGCGAGAAGAAAGUUAUGAUAGGUUUUCAUUGGAGCUGAAGAAUGUUCAAGUGUUGUUUGCAUUAUCUGGUGAGGAUUGGGAAGUUGCAUUACACAACCACAGUUCUAGUUAUAUGCACCUUGUAGAACCUAUUUCUUUCUCUUGUCAAGUGGAUAAGUGUCUUGUUCAAAAUGAUCCCUCUCUUCCUAAUUUGAAAAUUGUAGGGAAUCUAUCUACAGUGUCAUUCAUUAUUGAAGACAACAGAAUGAUACACUUGAUAAAGUUGUAUGAAAGUAUACCUUUCUCAGAAGAUCAUGAAAAUUUAGAGGUUGUGAAUUCAGAAAUGUACUCCGCUAACACAGUUAAUGAAAUUUUGGAGGGUGGUGAUUCUAUAUCUAGUAUCAACUCAGAAAUGGUGCCCAAUUCUGUGAAAUUAGAUCUCAAGUUUGUCAUGGAAGGAGUAACAGUAUCUUUCUUUAGAACACCAUUUUUGGGCAAGACUCGAUUGAAAGAUUACAAAUCUGAGAAAAUGUUGGAGUUACAAGCUCUGCAUUUAGGAUUCUCUCUCUUGCAACGAACUUCUGACAUAUCAGUGACUGCUACUUUGGGAGGUAUUUCCCUCAGUUACUCAGGCAAAGAAGGAACUUUGAAGCUCUUGGAUCCCUCCAGCAACAUGCCAGACAAAAGUAGAGAAACUGAUAUGUUAACCAUCAAGUACACAACUGUUGAAAGAGCAGAGAAUAUUAAUACAGGAGAAGAUCAAGUUCAGCAAUUCCUUGAGGCUGAUUUUUCCUAUCUUACGGUGCUGUUGCACCAUGAAAUCUUAUUGACAUUGCUGGAUUACGGACAAGUUCUCAGCCAAUGUAUGGAAUCUCCCUCCACUGUAUCUCAUGUGCCUCAUUCACCUCAAUCAGUGGUAAAGUUUCAAAAACAUGGUAAAAGGAAAACUGAGUCAAGCCUGAAAGUUUCUGCUCGUCUUCAUGCAUUCAAUAUAUCUUUACUGCAGCAGCAGCAACCCAUAGCUCAUUUUAUGGUGGCAGGAAUGGAAGCCAAUGCGGUUAUGAAUAAAACUUCUACAUCUAUUUCAGCCCGGUUACGUAAUGUGUGUCUGUUGGAUCCUAACCCCUUAACAACACAUAAUAAGAUUGUGUCUAUUUUGGGGAAAGAAGCUUUGUCAUUGGAAGUGGUAAUGUUUAACAAGCUGAACAAAAGACUCAAGAAUGGUAUUAGCAUGACUAUCAAAGCUCAUCUAACAAGGAGUCGUAUUGUGUUUUUGAAUAGUUUCACUCAAGUUGUAAUGGGAUUUUUAAACAGUUUCCAGAAAGCUCAAGAAAAUAUUGUGCAGGCAGUAGCAGAUGCUGCAGAAGCUGCUAAAAAGAAAGUUCUUGAUGCUCAUGCUGCAUCCCAGUUUGUGGUGCUGGAUAUAAGUUUUCAGGCUCCUCUCAUUGUGGUCCCAGUAAAUAAAACAAGUUUGGAGGUGCUUCAAUUAGACUUUGGUCAAUUGUUAAUCAAAAACGAACUGGAAACUAGACCUGCUGGUCCUAUAGAUCUUAUACGAUUCAAUUUACAUGAUCUUCAAGUUGCAAGAGUGAAGCUGACCCAUAAUCAAGAAGUGGCUUCAGAGCAGAAAUUAGUUCUGCCAGUUACUUUCGUUCUGCAGCUGGCUCGGUCAUUGACUCAGUCUGUUGAUGGCUUGGUGCCUGAAAUUGCCAUGCAUGGACAUUUAGAUAACUUGGAAGCUUCUUUGAAUUGGAAUGAUGUCCAAAUGAUAAUGCGAAUUUUAGCAGAGAAUUUUGACAGUGAUAAUACAAAUUCACCAACUCUGCCAGUGUCACCUGAAAAUGGAUUGAAAAUAGUAUCUGAACAAAGAGAAGCAUCCCUGAAUUGGGAGCUUUAUCUUAGCAUGUCAACUUUAAAAUUACAUCUGGGACUUAACCAGUCAAACCAGAUAAAUUUUGCAAUGACUGGGUCAGAUUUUGCUCUCAAGAGAAAAAAGAACAUGCAUAUGGCUUUUCGUAUCAAAGACCUUGUUGCUACUAAUCCUUUUGGUGAAUCAGCUUAUCAAAGGGUAGUUGCUGUUGAAGGAAGUGAAGCAUUGUCUGUGGAAGUUGUGAUGUUUGAUCGGACUGCUAGCAACAACGAAAAUGAUAUAACUGUGAAAGCAACUAUGGCUCAAAUUCGAUUUAUCUACUUGCCUUCACUCAUGUCUUCUCUGAAGGAAUUUCUUCUUGCUUUUAAUUAUGAACCAGAAGGUAUAGUAGAGGCAAUGGCAGGUGUAGCUGAAGCAGCAAAAGGAGAAGUUAUUGAAGCACACAAUCAGGCCACAAGGAUUGGACUAAAUAUAGAUUUGAAGGCACCUGUUAUCAUUCUUCCAUGUCAUGGAAUGGACAAUGAUGUUCUCCUAUUGGAUUUUGGAAAUCUGACUAUAACAAAUGGGUUUCAAAUCAUAACUGAUCCUGAUACUUUCAAUAAAGUACUUAUUGAUAAUAUGGUAUUAGGUCUUCAAAAUCUUAAAAUUUCCAGGGUGGAACUUGGACCAACAGGGGAAAUAUUGAAUGAAUGUUGGCUUCUCCAACCUAUUGAUUUUUCUAUGGAAUUGAAGCGAUGUCUGAGCACUCAGAAAUUUUCAGCAGUCCCAGACCUUGAUCUUAGAGGUUGUUUAAAGACAGUUGUGGUUGCUUUGAAUCAAGAAGAUAUACAGUUGGUUAUGGGAGUGUUAAAUACCUUUUCUAAUUCAGAAUCACAGGGCACAGUUGCUGUCGCAGCCUCUGCUCAGAUUGAUACACCCGGAGUAAUGCAAAAAGAAACAAGUGGUGUGUCUGUUUUGUUUUCUUUCACAAUGGAAAAAUUAAUUGUGGAACUGUUUGAUGAAAAACCAAAACUGCUCAAGUUUUUGGAUGCUGUUUCUGAUUCACAUACUAAGGAAAGCAGUCUUGCUCGUUGCUCACUUAUUUUACUUGUAAUCAAUGGCACAAUGGCAGAAGAUGGCACAAUUUCUACAAACCUGCAACUCACAGACUGUCAGUUAGAUGACAGUCGUCAGGAGAGGCAAAGUAGAUUAACACGACUGCUGGAAAGUAAACAAGAGCAUUUUCCCCAGAAGACUAUUCCAGAGACAAGAAACAUGGAAAUUACCUACCACAAAAAGGGACAAGCAACUGAUGUGAAGGUUCAUGUGUACAGCUUCAAUCUGGUAUUGAGCUUAGAGUACCUGCGGCAAUUUGGAAAUUUCCUAUCUAAAGCAUUUGAACAACCUGAACAUAAUGCUCCUAAAGGACCCGAUAUUCGAUCAGCGGUUUCUCAGCAGUUUAGUAAUUUGGCUUCAUCACCUUCUGGGCACCAUCCUACUGAAGCAAUGUUUUCUUUAUUCGUGCAUGCUGAAAAUCCAGAUGUAUUUUUAGUGGAAGAUAUGGAGGAUCCAAAAACAACUUCUCUUGUUUUAAAGAGUGACAUCAGAUGUGGAAUUUAUCAGACACAGACAGAUACUGAAGUACAAGGAACUGUCCAAGGAUUGCAGAUCUACUCUUGCUGUUAUCAUCCUGACUUACGUAAAAGCACCAUGUCACAGAUUGUACAGCCAUGUAGCAUGAAGAUAGAAGGGUCAACAACUCAUUUUGAAGUACAAUUUUCUAACAUUCGGCUGAGAGUUUCUCCAGGUACAAUAAAUCUUCUGAGUCGCGUAAUAACAGCUGCUUAUUCAAGGGAAGAGAAUAUUGGAGAAGAUCAAAACACUGAAGUAAACUAUUCUGAUAUAUGGAUUCCAAAGUCUAUAAACAGUUCCAGUCACUGGUUCUUGAAAACAGAAAUUGGAGAAGAAGCCCUGGAGGUCACUAAAAAACCGAGUCACCCAAAGUCUGAGCCACAGAAAACAAGGGAAGUCUGUAUUUUGAAAAUGCCUUCUCUCACGGUGACAGUAGAAGCUGGAGCUGGUUCUUGUACUUUGCCUAUGAUCAUGCUGACAGCUGGCAUAAAUGCUAUUGCGUUGGAUUGGAGUUCGAAGCUAAUUAUAGACGGUUCCAUGUCUCUACAAAUGGCUUAUUAUAACAGUCAUCUUGCUUUAUGGGAACCUCUUGUGGAGCCAGUUGAAGUGACUCAUUUUGGGAAAUCUUCUCAUAAACCUUGGGAACUUUUGGCAAAGAUUGAGCUUGAGAACUCUCUGGAAACAGAUAAUGAAGGGGAUACUGGGAGAGUUGAACAUUCAUCAAUGAGGAUUAAUAUAGAGUCUCAGGAUAGCUUGGAGCUUACUGUUACCAAGACAUGCCUGGAAGUGUUGACAGGACUGGGACAGGCUUUCCAGUUAGCAGGAGAUGAAGUUCAGCGAGAAGGGCCACCUGCACCAUACCACGUCAUUAAUCACACAGGAAUUGCAGUGUCACUUCUUCUGGGUGUUGGAUCAUUUAAGGAAUGUAGGCAGAGUAAUGAAGAAUGCCUUUCGAAACGAUUUAUAGUCCCUGGGGAAAGUGUACCACUAAGAGUGGAAGAUCAAAUUGACCUUCAAUCACCAAUGAGCCUCUUAGCUCAAGGACAGGCUCAAGAGAAAUAUUUAAGAGUUUUGAUUGAAGAUUUGGGUGAUGCUUUGGAUUUACCAGUGGUGCAAGCUGGUCAAAGGCAUUUUCCUUUGGGUCAAGAUUGGGGGCUUAUAUCAGAUGUUCGUGUUGAAUCAGGAAGCACAAUAGUGACUUUACGAAGUGUUGUACAAGUAUUUAAUAACUUGGGAAUGCCUAUUGAUAUUCAUUAUCAACCUGAAAUCAACUCAGAUUUGAAAUAUGUUGAUACGGUUCCUUCUGGAGAGCAUAUCGAUUUGCCCUUCUAUUCAUUGUACACGCCUAUGAGAGAAUUGCACAUAAGUGUUCCUGGAUACAAGAAAAUUCCAUACGCAUGGUCUCAAGACUUUUCUCUGACAAUGUCUGUUCUUCAUGAUUGUAAAUCUAUUCAACGCUCCAAUAAGGAAUCUGUCUUUCUAAGGAUUAUAAGAGAAAAGCAUCAGGCAUAUUCAAAGAAUAGUAACACUCAAGGAUCUAAUAGUAUUUUUUAUAAACUAUUUGUUCAACCAGCAGUCAAACUGAAAAAUCUGUUACCUGUUGGAAUAACUGUAUCUCAGCCAGAGAUAAGUGUUAUACAUGUACUGACUCCAGGUGACCGAUUAAAUAUUGCUACUGCACGCCCUGAUGAUAGCAAGUUGUCAAUACAGAUUCCUGAUUAUCGACAAGAAGCCUGGCAUUGUACGUUUUCUUUGAGUGCUUGUGAAUCUUCAGAAUUUUCUGUUCUUAUAUUCAAAAAUGAAAGGAAUAUGUCUUUAUCCAUUGGGGCACAUGCAGUAAAAAAGCAAGGAGUGUUUAUAGUGACUUUGUACAGUCCCUACUGGAUACUAAAUAAAACUGGUUUGCCUUUGUCCUACAAGCUGUCAGAUGGUUCUGCUUUAGUAACUCAUCAAUCAGGUGAUGCUAGAGCUGCUGUUAUGUUUCCUUCAUUUUCGGGUAAUAUGAAAGCAGCUAUUCAAGUUGCUGAUGGGAAUUGGUCCCAAUGUUUCUCUUUGGAUGUUCCUGGCAGUACUGGUGUUGUUACUUGCCCAGCUUUGGGUCAACUUUAUAGACUGGGUGUUAGCGUGCAACUCAUGAGGUGUACUCUUACAAAGCAAGUGACCAUAACACCUCACUUUGUUCUAAUAAAUUCAUGUGAACAUGCUGUGGAGUGUCAAGAAGCUAGCAGACCAGCAGAUUUAUGGGUUAAAGUAGAACCUGGAGAUAGUUGUGCAAUAUGGCCUGUCAAUCCUGACAACCCUGUGAAACUGCGAGCUCGAAUGUCUGGUACUCAUCAGAUAUCUGCUCCUUUUCCAUGUUCUGUUGCUCAUACAACUCUGCUUCGACUUGAUAAUGAGUGGGGAGGACUGAACGUUGAUGUGCAACUGAAUGAAUCUUCAGUGUAUAUUACUUUUGCUGGCUAUGAACCAGGACAAGCUGCUGCUCUGCUGGUCAAUCACUCAGACUCGAGUAUAUCUUUUUCCGAAAGGGGUUCUAAUGCAAUCAAUUUGUUAAAUCCUGAAACAGAAGUAUUGUUUACUUGGAGUGAUCCUACUGGCCCUUGUGAGAUUGAUUUCAUGCUUAAUACGAAACAUGCAAUUGACAAGGAAGUGUGUCAACUACGGCGAGAUGGAGCAGGAAGUAUAGAAAUACAGCGAGGAGUGCACAUCUUCUGGAGCUCUUUUCUGGAUGGUGCACAAAGAGUGAUGGUCUUCUCUAAAGACUCAACAAUUACUGAGAGUGGCCAAGAACUGGGAAAAGAUCGUGUUAUUAGGAGCUUGACUGUUAACCUUUCUGGAUUAGGUUUGUCUAUUAUUGAUAAUGAAGAGAGAAUUGAAGUACUCUAUAUUGCUGUGACCAAAAUGCCGCAAAAGCUCAGAGAGAGAUAUAAUAAGGUACCAGGAGAGAAGAAAAAUCAGGUUGGCCUGUGGAUGAAAGUGAAGUGGUUUCCUCAUGAAAUGCAAGUGCAUGCUAAACUGGACCAUUUGCAGGCAGAUUGCCAGUUACCUGAGAGUACAUAUCCUGUUGCACUUGCCCCAGUGCCACCGUCUCGAUCUGUGGCAGCUAGCAAUGUGGCACGACCAUUUAUGGAGUUCAGUACGGUUGUACGAAAAGCAAAGCAUUCAAGCCUUCAACAAAUACAAUAUUGCAAAACUCUCAUUCAAGCCUUCCAAGUGAAACUGGAUAUGGGGUUGAUAAGUGCUUUGGCAGCACUUGUGGAAGCUGGAGAACCCUCAGAUGAAGUAGAAGUGGCGCAGUUUUUGGAAGACUUCCUUUUGGUGAAGGCUUUACUGCCUGCUCAUGUUGCAUUGGGUGCUUCCAGAGGGCAGAAACAUUACUUUUGCCUCCUACAUUUCUCUCCUCUCAAGAUACAUUUGAGUUUAUCUUUAAGUGGAGAUGCUGGCGUUAGAAAAGGCCGAGAACCACCUCAUGCACUGCGAGUGCUUUUGCAUAGUCUUGGUGUCACACUCACCAAUGCGCAAGAUGUUGUUUUCAGAUUAGCAUACUUUGAGCGUCAAGAUGCACUCCUAAGUAUUCAGCAACUUUUGAGCCAGGCAAAUGACCACUACAGAAGUCAAGUACUUAAACAGUUGUAUGUACUUGUAUUAGGUCUAGAUGUUUUGGGUAAUCCUUUAAAUUUUGUGAAAGGACUCAAACAGGGAGUUGAAGAUGUAUUCUACGAGCCAAUUCAAGGGGCCAUUCAAGGACCUGAAGAAUUUGCACAAGGCAUUGCUUUAGGAGUUCGUAGCUUUGUAGGUCAUACUGUUGGAGGAGCGUUCGGAGCUGUAUCACGCAUUACAGGAGCUGUGGGAAGUGGUGUAGCUGCAUUAUCAUUUGAUGAAGACUAUAAGCGAAAAAGACAAGAAGCUAUAAGUAAUCGUCCUUCUAGUGUCACAAAAGGUCUGGCACAAAGUGGAGAAGGUCUUGUAAAAGGUGUUAUGGAUGGAGUUUCUGGAGUGUUUACAAAGCCUAUCUCUGGGGCCAAGAGAGAUGGAGUAGAAGGAUUUUUUAAAGGAUUUGGAAAAGGUAUGGUUGGUCUUGUUGCUCGCCCUACUGCUGGAAUAAUUGACUUUGCUAGUGGAUCUUUUGAUGCCAUACGAAGAACAACUGAAACAACUGUGGAUGUUGAAAGGCAGCGACCUCCUCGAUUCUUUAGAAGAGAUGGACGUGUUCGUCCUUAUGUUUUUGCAGAAGCUGAAGGAAACAAAAUAUUACAGGAUCUUGAGAAGAAAGAUUUUGCUGCAUCAGAUACAUAUGAUUGUCACAUUCAUGUUGAAUCUUCUGGACAGAGCAUCCUGCUACUCACAAAUAAGAGGGCGAUGCUACUAUCUCGUAGUGAAUUCUUUGAGACAUGGAAGAUGGAAUGGCAAUUACCAUGGGAAACAGUACAACUUCCUGUUAUCAUGGAAGAUGGCAUUUAUCUUUCACUUAAAGGAACACAAUUCAGAUCAUCUGGAAAGGGGAGUUCAAAAAAUUUGUCUGGUCGCAAGGUUGUCCUUAAUAAUCCAGAUAUGGCUCAAUGGAUUGCUGAAAAAAUGAAAAUUUUAAUAAAACAGUGAUUUAUUGGGGAAAAUCUGCAACUCACACCUGAAAAUUUAGUUAUUGAAAGGACUUCAUACUACAUUGUUAUUUCCAAUUCAAGCAUUGCAGCCUGUGUCAAAGACACAUUAAGCCAUGUAAAUAAGGCCAAAAUAGGUUUUAAUGUUUCUGUUGGCGAAGCAUUUACUUGAGUUAACAGGUCAAAGUAUUAAUUAAUUAAUUCAUUCAUUCAUUCUAAGUAUGUGCAAACAUAAAUGUAACAUUAACAUAGCAAAUAUUUGGAAUGAAUGAAAUCCUGAGUGCCUUGCUUAUACGUACCUGCAUUGCUGAAAAGAAAAUUUGUAUUUUUAAUAUAAAAUUUUUAUCCUUUUUAAAUAGUUUGUUUUUGUAUUGUAAGGAAGUUAGGUAGUAAGCAAAUAUUUAGUUGGAGCAAUUAUUCCUGUACUGCCUAAUUGGAUAAGAAAUCAAUUGUAUGAUAAUGUGAUAGUACUUGUGUAUUAUUACCUAUGAUUGAAGAAAACCCUUUAUCAGUGAUUACUGCAUAAGUUAUAGGUUAGUCUGCUUCUCCUCUAGAAAAUAUUCAAAUUUAUAAGUAAAUGUAAAUUGUUAUCAACUUAUGUUUUUGUCUGGUCUAGUCACCCUUGCAAAAUUAGACAUUUUUGGAUGUGAUAUUUCUUUAGUGGUAUUUUUUCCAAAUGUCAUUAGCUGCUGAACUCGUGAGAAAGUUUCUAUAUACCUGAAUUAUAUGGAAGCAUUAGAUUAAUGAAUUACUUGGUAUUUGAUUUUCUGAAAUAGUAGGUCCCACCGCUAUUAAAUAAUAUUAUUAAUAAUAAAGAAAAAUAGCAUAGUUUGAAUAAUUAAGAGAGUAUUUACCUUCCAUGCUUCAUUUAAUUUACAAGCCUUAUAUAGUAAUUACCGUAUUUACUCGAAUAUAAGACAACCCCCUAAUUUUGAAGAGAAUUUUUUAAUUUUUUACUAAUUCUUAGUAUUUAGUCAAUGCUUUUUUUCUCUUUUGGUCCUCCUUUCCAUGCUGUAACAUCUUCUGAAUUUUUAGGCCCUUCUGAAAGUUUGCGGACUAAAUGUGUGUUGUUCAUAGUCUUUCAUCGGAUGCCACCUGAGAAUAUUCACUUUUGUUGCAAGAUUUUCAUCCAUCCCACACUUGUUGAUGGUCACUGUAUCAGAAUUGGUCUGAAUUCUGAAUUGCCGAGCAAAUUCGCAGUGGAUGCUGAGAAUACGAAUGCGAAUACAACAACAUAUUGUAGAUACACACAAUAUUCUUACUGUCUUCAGUUUGUUAUGUCAACAUUUACAAGUUUCGUGACAUGGAAUGGCAAAGUAAAAACUUAAACACUAACAGAAUAUAAGACGACCUCACAUUUUUCUUCUUAGGUAUUUCAAAAGAAACCUAGUUUUAUGUUCGAGUAAAUCUGGUAAUUGAAUUGAAUCAAUUUGGUGACAAAAUUUUUAAAUGUGUACUCAUUAAAAAUGAAUUCAGUUGACAAAUUUUUUCAAUGGGUAUUGUAAUUAAUAUAUAUCUUGAAAUUACAUAUUUUCUGUUGUUCAGGCAAUUUGUAAAAUUUCUAGAAAUAUUUCUGACUUAAUAUGCAUUUUAUUUCUAAGAAAUGUGCCUUAAUGGGUCUUCACUCUAUCUUCAUAUAUUAAAACUACAAAUAGGAGAAUUAGUAAGAAACCCUUAUUGUGAUACAAAUUUGUACACAUAAAAACAGAACAUGAAUUUCUGAAGACUUUCCAAAUGAAUGGCUAUGAAAUACAUAGUUUAUUUUAGAAUGUUUUUGCAUCAUGAGACUGUCAAAGUAGUACCUGUGAUUUCCUAGGCAAGUUGACAUUCCUUGUUCAGCUCCUUAUAAAUAAUUUAUAAAGAUAUGUCAUUUACAUUGACGUAAAAUGUAUCAUAGGUGUUCAUUUUUCUUAAAACUAGUUUAAUUUUCACAUUCUAAUAUAGAGUUUAGUUAUUUCCAUCAAUUAAAAUAGUAUUUUAUUUUGAAUGAUUAAUUAAAUCACUAUUUGCUUAUUAAGAAUUGUUAUGUUGAAUUAUUCCUUGUACGUUUAAAUUGUAAUCCAGAAAAGUGUCCUGAUGAAUUUACAAAGUACAAAAUUGUUGAUGUGUAGCAUUUGCUGUUUAAAUAUGCUCUGGUAAUAUUCUUUUUCAAACCUAAAUAUCCAGAAAAACAUGUUAAACAGAAUUUAUACAUUUUUAAAGUUUAUGUUAAACAUUUUCUCCCAAGAAUAAAAAAGAUUAAAAGUACUUAUUAUUAGAGGAGUUCAUUUGUAUAACAAUAAGGCAAUGAAAAAAUAUUGUUCAAUUCAGAGGCUUCUCUUUCUGAAAGUAAAUUCAAGUCAGCAAUAAGUGUGAAUGUUGUAUACAUUGAUCUGUGAUAUCUUAUUUUAUAUAACUCCUAGGAGAUCAUUGAAGGUUAAGUGCAUAUAAGUUAUUUUUUUCAUCCUAUUUCAAUAAAAAUGUUGAUGUAAGAUUUACCACUUGUUUUGCAACUGCAUGAUUAAUAAAAAUUGCUCAAAACU
Molecule: messenger RNA, 13079 nt
Organism: Gryllus bimaculatus (two-spotted cricket)
Lineage: Eukaryota; Metazoa; Arthropoda; Insecta; Orthoptera; Gryllidae
Source: the annotation of a GenBank genome assembly